AUGAGUCGUGUCUGCACGAGACUGUUCGCAGAUAUACUCGGAGAAAGACCCGAAGCUGCCGUCCUGGCGGACGACGAGCUGGAGGCCGAUGAUAGACUGGCGCUGGGUCGCACGGCUGCUGGCGAGGUGGUGGAAGUGGAAGCUGACGAGGACGAGGAGGACGAGGAGCUGGCUGCCUUUGAAGCGCUGAGCGUACAGGAGCGGCUGAGCCGGGCUGUGGCGUAUCUGCGCGAGGAGUAUCACUAUUGCUUCUGGUGCAAGUUCCGGUAUGAGACGGCGGCCAUGGAGGGCUGUCCGGGGCUGACGGAGGAAGACCACGAUUGA
Molecule: messenger RNA, 324 nt
Organism: Trichophyton rubrum CBS 118892
Lineage: Eukaryota; Fungi; Ascomycota; Eurotiomycetes; Onygenales; Arthrodermataceae
Exons: 1
Coding region: 1-324 (107 amino acids)
Cellular component (GO): kinetochore
Source: RefSeq, a predicted model, not a curated record